Helianthus annuus (common sunflower) is the source of this 1148-nucleotide messenger RNA. RefSeq lists its product as uncharacterized. The coding region runs from base 1 to 987 and encodes 328 amino acids. The transcript has 6 exons. The record is from RefSeq and is a predicted model, not a curated record. Lineage: Eukaryota; Viridiplantae; Streptophyta; Magnoliopsida; Asterales; Asteraceae. Gene Ontology annotation, biological process: regulation of growth; gravitropism.
AUGGAGUACCGGUCUCUUGCUCCCACAACAACAGAGAUUCACUGGAUUAUGUCAUUUUUGUUUGUGCUACAUAUAUCUUCUACAAGUGUUCCCACUCUAUGCUACACUCUCAUUGGCUUCUUCAAACCCGGCCACUGUGCCUUUGCUCUUCAACCAUCCUCCACCGUCACCGCUGCUUCCUGCCGCCCUACUCGUUACAUAACAACCACCAUCAUGAAGCUUCUUAGUUGGAUGCAAAAUAAAUUAAUUGGUGGACAAGGGCAUAAGAACAAAAAUGUUGCUUCUUCUGCUAAUCACAUCAAGCAAGAACCUCAAAAAGAAGAGUUUAGCGAUUGGCCACACGGGUUGCUGACAAUAGGGACGUUUGGCAACAACGAUUUACCAAUCGAAAAUGAAGAAAUUCAAGAAACUCAAGUAACAGAAACAUCCUCUCCGGAUCUUUCUGAAUUCACGCCUGAAGAAAUUGGAAAACUGCAGAAAGAGUUGACAAAUCUCUUGUCAAAAAAACAGGAGAUCCCUGCUGAUCUCCCAUUGGAUAGAUUCCUUAACUGCCCAUCAAGCUUAGAGGUUGACCGUAGACUUUCGGUCAAAGUCAACACCGAAGGCGAUGAUAAAGAAGAAGAUAUCGACCGAACUAUUAGAGUCAUCCUUGGUAGAUGCAAGGAUAUAUGCAUGGAUAACAAUAAGAAAGUAAUCGGGAAGAAAUCGCUUUCUUUUCUUUUCAAGAAAAUUUUCGUAUGCAGCAAAGGGUUCCCAACGAUUCCUAGUUUUCGUGAUCCACUUCCGGAAUCAAGAAUGGAAAAGCUUUUAAGGGCUAUGCUUAAGAACAAGAUCAACCCUCAGAAUUCUCAAGCAUCAUCGUCAAGAAAGUUAAUCGAGGGCCGAAGAUCACCACACAAGAAAGGGAAAAUUAUAGAGGAUGAAAAUGAGAAAGACGGGUCAAAAUGGGUCAAAACUGAUUCGGAAUAUAUUGUUCUAGAGAUAUGAAAUCAAGCAUGUAAAUUGUGAAGAUCUCUCGGCGACCAUGAUGACAAAAGUUGUUUCGUUUUCUUGCUGAUGUUUGAGGGUUUUAAGGUAAAAACAUGCCUUGUUUUUUUCUCAACUUCAUUGACAAGAAGGAUGGAUGACCAAAAGUUGAGAUCACUAAA